GGGUGCCGCGAAGCGGAACUACGCAACGAGGGGUUCCGGUGACCGCGUAGGUUCCGGGGACUACGGCGGCAAAAUGGAGGAGGUGCCCCACGACUGUCCCGGGACCGGCAGCGACCAGGCGGGACAAGGGGCCGCAUGUCAGGGGUGUCCCAACCAGCGGUUAUGCGCUUCUGGAGUCGGCGCGGCUCCGGACCCAGCUGUAGAGGAAAUCAAAGAGAAAAUGAAGACCGUAAAACACAAAAUCUUGGUGUUGUCUGGAAAAGGCGGUGUUGGGAAAAGCACCUUCAGCGCCCACCUGGCUCAUGCCCUGGCGGAGGAUGAAAACACACAGGUUGCUCUUCUAGACAUUGAUAUAUGCGGGCCGUCAAUUCCAAAGAUAAUGGGAUUGGAAGGAGAACAGGUUCACCAGAGCGGCUCAGGCUGGUCUCCCGUGUUCCUAGAAGACAACCUGGGGGUGAUGUCGGUGGGUUUCUUGCUCAGCAGCCCCGAUGACGCCGUUAUCUGGAGGGGACCAAAGAAAAACGGCAUGAUCAAGCAGUUCCUCCGCGACGUGGACUGGGGAGAGGUUGACUACCUCAUUGUGGACACCCCGCCCGGGACGUCAGACGAGCACCUGUCGGCCGUGCAGUACCUGGCGGCGGCACACAUCGACGGGGCGGUGGUCAUCACCACCCCUCAGGAGGUGUCCCUCCAGGAUGUCCGGAAAGAAAUCAACUUCUGUCACAAGGUGAAGGUGCCCGUCAUCGGGGUGGUGGAGAACAUGAGCGGCUUCAUCUGCCCCAAGUGUAAGAAAGAAUCUCAGAUAUUCCCGCCAACGACCGGGGGUGCAGAGGUCAUGUGCCAGGAUCUGAAGAUCCCUCUACUCGGCAAAGUGCCUCUGGACCCACACAUAGGGAAGAGUUGUGAUGAAGGCCGGUCCUUUCUGAUUGACGCGCCAGACUCGCCAGCCACAUUAGCCUACAGAAGUAUAAUUCAAAGAAUCCAAGAGUUUUGUCGUCUCCAUCAGCCAAAAGAAGAGAACCUCAUUAGUCCCUGAAACAUGGGGGAACAUUAUGGACGCAAGCAGCAUGUCCAGUCAACCUGAUCAGCUCGGGGACAGAGUGGGGGUCACAGGCAGAGAGGGACCAGACUGGUGUGGUGUGAACUCACUUUUUCAGAGACACUUUACUUUAAUCGUCUUAAUAUUUGUACACUUUUCUUUAGAACAUAUGUAAAGGGCAUUCUUUACAAAUGUGCUGUUCUAAAAAUAAAAACAUCUCCUCAAACCUC
Messenger RNA from Rhinolophus ferrumequinum (greater horseshoe bat), 1269 nucleotides. It is a transcript of the gene NUBP1, whose product is annotated as NUBP iron-sulfur cluster assembly factor 1, cytosolic. Gene Ontology annotation, cellular component: cytosol. Lineage: Eukaryota; Metazoa; Chordata; Mammalia; Chiroptera; Rhinolophidae. Gene Ontology annotation, molecular function: ATP binding; 4 iron, 4 sulfur cluster binding; ATP hydrolysis activity. Bases 74 to 1036 code for a protein of 320 amino acids. Gene Ontology annotation, biological process: iron-sulfur cluster assembly. The record is from RefSeq and is a predicted model, not a curated record. The transcript has 11 exons.